AUGCCGUUCAAUUAUGGCUUUCUCAGCCACAGCGAUCCACUGGCGUUCGACCCGAACAACUACGUCCUCACCACGAAUGGCUUCGGUCUCUUCUUGACGCAAGUAAUCAUCAUCAUCGUACUAUGUCAAAUACUCGGCAAGCUCUUCAAGUUGAUAGGUCAGCCCGCCGUAGUUGGCGAGCUGCUCGCCGGCAUCCUCCUCGGACCUACCGCUCUCGGCAAUAUACCCGGAUUCACGGAGAACAUCGUCCCUACACAAGCGCUGGGCCUGCUGAAGCUCAUGGCCACCAUCGGUCUUUCGUUCUUCCUGUUUCUCAUAGGUCUCGAGACCGAUACCGAUCUCAUGGCCAGGUACUGGCAAAAGGUGCUGCUCAUCACUCUACCUGGCAUGGCGAUCCCCUUUGGCAUUGCUGUCGGCAUCGCGAGGCUCAUCUGGCAGAUCGAGACCGAUCAAACCGUCAAGUUCACCACCUUCUUCCUCUUUGUUGGCACCGUGAUGGCCGUCACCUCGCUUUCGGUCCUUUCGCGCAUCAUGGCCGAGAUGAACAUCCUCAGCACUCGACUAGGCUGCAUCACCAUAGCUUCCGGCGUAUGCAACGACCUUAUCGGCUAUGUCUUGCUUGCCUUAGGCUCGGCCCUCGGCACAGGAGGCAAGCAGAUCGAUGCGCUCUACCAGCUGCUCGCCGCCGCCGGCUACAUUGCUAUGCUUUGGUUCGUCUUUCGGCCCAUUAUGAACCGCCUCAUCGCUCAUAGCGGCUUCGACAUGACCACAGGCGCUGAAGAUCGUGUCCCGGAGCACCUGCUCGUCAUUGCCCUUUGUGGCGCGCUCGUCAGCGCUUUCUACACCGACGCCAUGGGCGUACACCCCAUCGUCGGCGCCUUCAGCUUCGGCGUUUGCUGCCCGCACGGAAACUUUGCGGUCAAAGUCACGGAAAGCAUAGAAGCGCUCGUGAUGAUUGUGUUGCUUCCGCUGUACUUUGUCACGAGCGGUCUCAGCACAAACUUCAAACUUCUCGACGACGGCACCUCUUGGGGUCUCAUCUUUCUGCUCCUCGUGGGCAUCUUUGUCAGCAAAUUCGGCGCCACCGCAGCCUCCGCCAAGCUCGCUGGCAUGACGUGGCGCGAGUCCAUGUGCGUAGCAAGUCUCAUGCAGAGCAAAGGUAUCAUCGAGAUUAUCAUUCUCAAUGUAGCGCUUCAGCUCAAUGUUGUGAGCCCCAAGGUGUUCGCAAUGCUCGUCAUCUGCUUCCUGUGCACCACCAUGUCGGUGCGUCCUCUGUCCAGGUACGUCUACUUUUCCAGUCUUGCUCAACAAGAAGCUGCAGGAGAGGCUGAGAACGAGAGAGAAAAGCAAGCAGCCGGCACGGGCGGAUUCGACAAGGGGCCCAUGCAAGGUCGUGCUACCGAUUGCGCUGAUCUCCCAAUCACGAUUGCAAUCGCCUCGCCAAGUCCAGCGAUAAAGACGCUCAUGUACUUGCUCAACCUGGUAGGCCAGAACCCGUCGCUCUCGAACAUCACUCGAGGUGGCAUGGAUGCCGACAACGCCAAUGAGGCAGCGGCAGGUCAGAUUGCCGUAGAUUUGCUUCGUAUGUUGCCGAUCGAAUACACGACUUCGUCAAUCAUGCAGCUCAUCAACUACUCGGAGGAACGCCACCGCGAUGAGAUGAUGGAAAGCCUCAAGAUGGUGCAGCUACUUUGCAGAGUGCCCACGUCUGCCAUGCUAGCCCAGGAAAGGAAGCUUGGCCACGCUACGGCAACAACGACGACUCCUGGCGCCAACAGCAAUCCUGGCGCCGCUGACUCGAUUCCUGCAGACACCUUCAUCGUUCCUCGACAUGAGAUGAUCAAAACGAUCGCGCAGCAGAACGCGAGGGCACAGCAUCGACUCGGUACAUCUGAUUCGACUUUAUCAGAACUCGGUCGUGGUAUGGCCUUGGUGGCCUGGGAAGCGCACAACUCGUACGGUCGAGGUCUCUCCUGGCUCGGCGCUGCUGCGGCUGCCAGCGGAUUGUCUUUCGCCAAGACAAUCAACGAAGAGGACGCCGCUGUCAGCUUCUGGCAAGCUAAUUCGGAUGCUCAAUCGCUUCCCUCGCAGCUCUUCCGCAAUUUGCGCAAACAAUGCGCCACAGGUGUUUUGCUGGAUCCCAGCAUGUCCUGCAGAUCGGCACUGCCGGGGAAGGAAGAGUCUCGACCAAGUUUGCGACGCGAGCUGGAGCGCCGAUAUGGUUUGCAGAGACCGCUCGGCAUGCGAAGAAUCAUUGUCCCCUUCUUCGGAGGAUCCGACGAUCGAGCGGCGGUGGAGCUGCUGCGGAAAAUCGUUCUGAAUGCGCCUGGCAGUGUCCAAGGCUUAGUCAUCACCUUCACCAGCGCGAACGAUGCAGACAUUGGUCAGCUCACUUCGUCCGGAGCGGACACAACGCUGUUUCCAUCGGCAUUGCCGACCGAGCAAAACGCUGUCGAGGACGAACAAAUACGUUCAAUCAACCUUCAAACGAUUCAUCAGCAAGAAGCCGCUCGUGUGGACGCGCGCUUCUUGUUUCACCAGCAAGACGCAUCGAAUGCGGCUGCUACGGUCAAGUCGAUUCCGGAAGAAUUUGUAGCUUCCACGGCAGACCGUUCUGAAGCUGCUGUUCCCACAUCUAGCUCUUCCCAAGCGGAAGACGAGAAGCCAGCGAGGCCUUCGCACGCGCAUCAAGAUCUGGAAGCUCGUACCGAGGCUGGCAUCGUGUUUGUUACGCUUGCCUCGACGUCUGACUCUUCCAAUACCCCCAUCCACACCAUGAGUAGCAUACUCUUGCCGCUGUUGGAUGAUCAACAGGAUAUGAUCUUGGUCGGCAGGGGAAAAUGGAACCAAAGACCCAAAGAGUUCCGACAAGAAGUCGACAAGAUGCAUGCCGACCAACUUGCUUCAAACGCAUCGCCGCUGCCGGAUGAGCUGCGCGAGGAAUUCCGUGCUAUUGGAAAUUGCCUGGGCGCUGUGACCGAGGGCGUGCUGCUGCAAGGUCUUCGAUCAUGUGCCAUCGUCGUACAGGCUGCGCAGCAAUGA
This is a messenger RNA of Pseudozyma hubeiensis SY62, 3042 nucleotides long. RefSeq lists its product as hypothetical. Gene Ontology annotation, molecular function: antiporter activity. Gene Ontology annotation, biological process: proton transmembrane transport. The transcript has a single exon. The coding region runs from base 1 to 3042 and encodes 1013 amino acids. The record is from RefSeq and is a predicted model, not a curated record. Gene Ontology annotation, cellular component: membrane. Lineage: Eukaryota; Fungi; Basidiomycota; Ustilaginomycetes; Ustilaginales; Ustilaginaceae.